GGCUGUAUAUAAGUGUGGAUGGCUGGCUUUGUGUUUCAGACUGACAAAAGUGGAUGCAGACCUGAUGGACGUAUGAUGGUGAGGGCCACCAUGACCCCUACGGUGACCCUGAAAAGGAGCCCCCCACCAUCCCCCGGACUGCUAAGCAUUGGUCAAUGUGCAGCAUCUACAGGAUGAUUGACAGCUGCUCCUCCUGAACCCAAGGAUGCCUGUGGUGCCAGUGGGCGGGACAUCCUCCUCCCACCAUGUCGUACCUGUUGCCCUCACCUGUUCCUGGCUGUUUCUGCUCUUCCAUGCUGCCUUUGGUCAGAAACCUGCUAAGCUGCCCUUGAUCAACAGGAAGCCCUUCAUUGCAGCCUGGAACGCCCCGUUGGACAUGUGCACCCACAAGUAUAACGUCACCAUAAACCUCAACCGUCUCUUCCAAAUCCACGGGAGCCCACGUGCUGAUUGGACGGGCCAGAAUGUCACCAUCUUCUACGCCAACCGGCUGGGCUACUACCCUCACUACACCCCGCAGGGUACUGCCGUUCACGGCGGCCUACCACAGAACUGCAGCCUGGACCUGCACCUGUUCAAGGCCUACCAGGACAUCAACCACUUCAUCCCUGCAGAGGACUUCCGCGGCCUUGCCGUCAUCGACUGGGAGUUCUGGCGGCCUCAGUGGAGCCGUAACUGGCACAAGAAGGACAUCUACCGGCAAAAGUCAAGGGAACUGGCCACAAAGGCAUACGUGAACGUGACGGCGGCGCAGGUGGAGGAGCUGGCACGCCGGCGGUUUGAGAAAAGUGCCAAGGAGUUCAUGCAGAGGACUAUUCAGCUGGGGACACGCCUUCGCCCCAACGGCCUCUGGGGUUUCUACCUCUACCCUGACUGCCACAACUACAACCUGCAUGAUCAGAACUACACGGGCUUCUGCCCCCUGCUGGAGAGGCUGAGGAACGACGAGCUGCUGUGGCUGUGGAACAGCAGCACAGCGCUCUUCCCCUCAGUGGCAAUCAGGAAAAGUCACAUCAACAGUAUCAGCAACCUGCACUUCACCCAGCACAGGAUCAGAGAGUCGCUUCGUGUUGCCUCGCUGACCUCUAAGGAGUACGACCUCCCAACCUACGUGUACCUAAGGCUGGGAUACCGAGACGAGGCCCUGGCCUUCCUCACCGCAAAAGACUUGAUCCACACAAUUGGAGAGAGCGCUGCUCUGGGAGCUGCAGGAUUUGUCAUCUGGGGCGACAUGAACUUGACCUCAUCCAGGCAUAACUGCACCAAGGUGAAGUCCUUCCUGAGCCACCGUCUGGGUCAAUAUAUCACCAACGUGACACGAGCUGCCGAGGUCUGCAGCGACCUCCUGUGCCAGGGGAAUGGCCGCUGCGUCCGCCGGAACCCCCGUGCCCGCCAUUACCUCCACCUGAGCUCCAAGAGCUACCGCAUUUGGCCCUUAGGUAACGGGGAAUUCACUGUGGCCGGGUGGCACUCUCCAGACGACCUGCAGCUGCUGACCGAGAGGUUUCGCUGCCACUGUUAUGAAGGCCACGAGGGCGAAAGCUGCGACAGCAUCAACAAAGUAAGAGAGGACGACGAACUGUGGAGGGGGGAGGGGCAGGAUGAGCAGGAGAAGAAGAGGACCCAAUGGGAAGUCGAGCAGAAAGACCCAGACAGGGAAGGGAAGAGUGCAGGACCUUCAACCAGCGUCAGCCUUCAUAUGAUGUUACUGAUGCUCCUCUUGAACUUAUCGAUAGUAAAGACAGUCGUAUGACACAUUCUGACAAGAGGAGUAAUGCUUCAACACAGCUGUGUACAGAUGUUACUUUUCCACACAAUCAGUGUGAUGUUUCUGAUUUAGGAGGCAGACUUGAAUCCUGGAUGGUACCUUUCACCCUGUGGACCACCAGCGGCACCCUCUUCAAAACCAAAUGUAGAUCAGGGCUGCAACUAAUUUUUAUAUUAUCAUCACUAAAUCUGAUUAUAGUUUUUAUUCCAAACAAUCAUUUUAGCUGGUUCUAGUCCAAUGAAUCACUGCCUACAUCUCUGAUUUGAUCAGUGAUUCAAAUUCAGUUGAUAUGAACAUUAACUACUCCUAUUUCCAGCAACCACAGCAGUCCAAAAAGCACAGAAGAGAUUGCAUGAAUACGAUGUCCCACCAAAUAGCAGAAUCUAAAUCUACAAUAAAGAUACAAUAAUUUAACAACGCUAAAUGUUAAUGUAAGUUUUCAGUCCAAAUCAAUUCUUCAAACUGCUUAUUCACUGACCAUCGGAGUCUACAGCCUUGUGCUGAGAGGCUAUACUAGCAUGCUAACAAUAACAACGCUAACAGGCUAAUGUUCAGCAGGUAUAGUUACAUGCUAACAUUUGCUAAUUAGCAAUAAACACAAAGUACAGCUGGGUUGAUUUUUCAGGUCAAAAUAUUAAUCAAAGUGUUAUUAAUCUAUCAAUCUAUUGAUCGGAGCUCUGACUGCGUACUGAAACACGGCCCAAUGGUGUAUAUUACCCAUGAUCCCCAGCCACUGAAGCAGGAAGUGCUGUGGCUAUAACAGACACAUCAAACUCUGUCUCUAAUUCUUGAUAUUUUCAAAGUUUCCUGACAGGAUAUCAGAGAUGAAUGCUGUUUUUUUUAAUGACUUCUAAGUAUUUUUAACUGAUCUACAAUUUGGCAAGCAACCAUCACCACCACCUGGAAACAGUCGGUGGCAGAGAAAACUUACAAAUGGCCCUUUUGACGUGCUGCUGAGGUUGCUGCUGAGUUUAAAGUUUAAAAUGAACAACAGCUGUUGUGUUGGAAAGUAACAAAUGUGUAAAUCUGCACUUUACAUGACACAGAGGUUUGGCAUGUUGACAGUUGAAGGUGUGAUUGAUUGUAAUCUGCAUUGCCUUUUUGGCCAACAACUGCAUCAGGUCUUUCCAGGAAUGCUGAUUAAUAAAGUAUGGAAUAUGAACUGUGGAGUUUAGCAAAGAGAAGAUUUGACAUGACGAUCGUCCAGUGUCGAGCUGAGGAUCGGAUCAGAUCUUCACGAUUUAGUAGAAUCACAGUAAAAACCUGGUUCACUGCAGGAUGAUCCUCUAGUUUGUUUGGUGAAGACACAACAGUCAAGCCUCUGAGUAGAAACCAAAGGGUGCUAAUGUACUACCGGACAGCCAUAUGUAGAAAGAUAAUUACUACGAUCUGACGGUUGGCUUGUGAUAUUUUUUAAGACAGACUUUAAAAAAUUACUGUGUAUUUCUGAUGGUAUGAAACCCAUUAAUUUUCUUGACAAUAAGCUGUUAUUUCACUUGAUAUUAUAUAUAAUUUUUGUACUGUUGCUUACAUUAUACACUUAAAAGGUACAGCUUGUCCAUAAACGCCACAUAUUUGAGCCUGCUGGGACACAGCUGGGUGCUAGUGUUUUCAAAAUAUUAUGUAUCCUUCAUUUUUGUGUAUCCUCUAACUAUAGAGGGUCAGGUCUGUCUUUCAAUGAUCAUUAUAGAGGUUAAUGUUACUAUAUCUUGGAGGAAUCAGAUUGACAAGUUUAGUUUUUGAUUUUAUUUCAUCUCAAAGUGGCUGAAAAAGAGCUACGUCUCAGAAGCUGAUGUGAGAUAAUGUAGGUGUGACGAAACACUGAAGAGGAUGUAAAAUAUGGCACAUAGUGUAUCUGAAAACAUGACUCUGCGGUGGUUUUAUGUCUCUUCAAUCGCCUACUUCUUGCCAUAGACUGGUAAAUAAAUAACAACUGAAUGUGUUAGAGGUUACUGGAGAAGCCACAGCAGUUUUUUAAAACCCUGAUAAAGAUAAAAACCAAACACAUCAGAGUCCAGAUAAAGUGUUUGUUGCUGCUUCCAGUUCUUGGUUUGUCUCUGAAACCGCUUUAACUGCGCCAGUCAAAACUUCAAAUGGCCCAUUCACGGUACGAGUUUUUUUAAGUAACCUUGUAUUUGUUCAAAUGCUAAAGUGACUGUUUUAGUUUACUUGACAAAGACCGUCUGUGGUCGUGUGAAUUACGUGUCGUGAUGUGUGUUUGUCAGGAACAAAGGGAGGAAGUUAUAGUGCCACAAAACCUCGAACACCAAACACUCAGAGAGAGCACUGUUUGAGAGGGUGAAAUGAAGAGCAGUCCAUACUUCUACAAAGCAGCUGCUAAAAAUGACAACAUUUCCCAGCUUCCUCUGGGGCUUUCGACCUCAAUCAGCAGAUGAGGUUUGCUCAGUUGUCAUGGAGCUUUAGAUCUAAACUUCUACUUUAAGGUCUCGUUACCUGCACGUUCAACUCUCUGAUUAUACAGAAAGUUUAAAGUUAAUAACUUCUGUGGUUUUUCUGUUUCAGGUAACUGAAAAUUGAAAGUCAGCUCUGUCAGAGAAAAUGGUCUCAGCAGUAAUGACGUCAUCAUCACUGUCAAAAUGGCGACUGCUGAGCUCCUCCUCCAUCCCGGGGUGGAGGUUUCAGUCUGAGAGGUGAGGGGUUGGACGAGGACGACUGCACGAAGGCAGAUGGUGUUCAUUUUCUCAGACAGAGCUGACUUUCAAUUUUCAAUUUCCUGAAACAAAAAACAAGUUACUGACUUCAAACUUUCUGCAGAAUCACCAAAAAGAGUUGAGCUGUAUGUGCUGAUAACAAGAGCUGUUGAACUCAUCUCCUUAGGCCACAAACUCAUCAAUCACCUCUGGAACAAUCCACUCAGUCUGACUGCACCUUUAAGUUUCUCUCAGUGAACAGCAUCAUUGAUUUUUCUUUGGCAGCAACUCACAGAGCUCAGUAAUCAGCAGAAAAAUGCCUGCAGUGAUACUGACUGGAGUUGGCUGACGGGGGGAAAAACGUGCACCAUCAAGUUGGUGGUUUUGGUCGUGUCAUCCCAAACAUGGCGAGUGUCUGUAACUUUAUAGUUAAAUGUGCAGCAUCUGAUCCUGGUUUAAACUGAAUCAGUACUUUCAUCUCAAAGCAGCCUUCAGGUCUGAAGAGUUUUACCUCUCUCAUAAUGAUGCAGCAACUGUUUCCUGCACUUACUGUUGUUUUAAGAUUGUAAACCAAAUAUGCAACAAGGACUAUGCAACACAUGAAAAUGUCACCUGAAUGUAAACGCACUGCAAAUAAACACUUUUCUUCAGUA
Messenger RNA from Lates calcarifer (barramundi perch), 5072 nucleotides. RefSeq names its product hyaluronidase-4 (gene hyal4). The transcript has 4 exons. NCBI's taxonomy places the organism in Eukaryota, Metazoa, Chordata, Actinopteri, Centropomidae. Gene Ontology annotation, molecular function: hyalurononglucosaminidase activity. The record is from RefSeq and is a predicted model, not a curated record. Gene Ontology annotation, biological process: hyaluronan catabolic process; carbohydrate metabolic process. The coding region runs from base 206 to 1753 and encodes 515 amino acids.